CCUUCGAUUUGUUCACCCAGAAAACUUCUCCUUCACCUCCAAUACACAAAAACCUCCUCCACCUCUUCCUUCGCCACAACCACCGCCAACGCCACCGAGCUGCUGUUGUCUUGUCUUGGGAGUGUAAAGGAAUAUAACUUAUAAUGAGAGAUGGUGGGUUUAAGUAUAGUUUUGGAGGCUCAAAAGGGUGGUGUUAACAAGAAAGCCCCACAAGUGAUCAGCAAAGCCACUAUGAUGAUCAAUAAACCUUCUUCUCCUUUGCCUUCUUCGAGUUCUUUAUCUUUCUACUCAUCUUUACCAGCCCCUACUUUUCUUGAGCAUUGCUUUCUUUGUGGACAGAAACUCUUGCCUGGCAAGGACAUCUACAUGUACAAAGGAGAUAGAGCUUUUUGUAGCGUGGAGUGCAGGUGUAGGCAGAUAUUUAUGGACGAGGAGGAGACCCUGAGGACAGAAAACUGUUCACUUGCUGCCAUUAAACCAACUUCUGCAUCUUCCUCUUCGUCAUCCUCCUCAUCUUCUGCUUCUCGUCACCGCAAAAGCACCAGAAACCGAGCGGGUGGUUUUGCAUAUUGAGAGAGAGAGAGAGAGAUAAGGAUCUGAAACUGUUCUUUUUUUAACUUUUUUCCUUUUUAGGUUCCAAUAAUUUUGUUUCAGUUUUACCCUAGUGUUGCUUUUGUAAUGACGUUGAUAUCCUCUCUUAUCGUGUUUUGCUACCUGGUAUGAAGCCAAAAGGCAUUCAAAUUUCA
Molecule: messenger RNA, 746 nt
Organism: Manihot esculenta (cassava)
Lineage: Eukaryota; Viridiplantae; Streptophyta; Magnoliopsida; Malpighiales; Euphorbiaceae
Product: FCS-Like Zinc finger 15
Exons: 2
Coding region: 151-573 (140 amino acids)
Source: RefSeq, a predicted model, not a curated record